CAACUUCUUAUUUUCUCUUAUAAAACGCAAGAAAGCUCCGUGUCUGUUUUCAAUCGUUGAACUCAUCUUGGUCGUUAACUUAAACUGAUUGCUCGCCUGUAUAUAUCCACUUGCCACCAUGACUGUUAAGAACACUACAAAUGGCAAUGGCAAUAUCAGAGCUGCGAUUAUUGGUGGAGGUCCAUGUGGCUUAGGUGCCGCAAUUGCUCUCUCCAAGCUAUCCUUCGUUGAUUGGACUCUGUAUGAGAAGAAGCCGGAGAUCAGCGAGACAGGUGGCGGUAUCAGCCUUCAACUACAUACAUGGAAGAUGCUUGAAUGGAACGGGUCAGCCAAGAACAUUAAGCCCAAUGACCUAUUCAGGUCUCCUGACGGUAUCAGUGGACAACAGCGCAACGGGCGAACUGGUGAGCUUAUUGAGCAAAGCUAUCAUCCCGAAGAUACACCCAUUCACCAACGCAGUGGCCGUCAGCGAAGAGCAAAGCUGCAAGCAGCUCUUCUCAAAGAGGUCGAUGCGUCUAAAAUCGAGCUCUCCAAGAAGCUCGUGGGCAUUGAAAAACUGUCAAGUGGCAGAGUCAUCAUUCGAUUUGAGGAUGGCUUCACGGAUGAGGUUGACCUCCUGAUUGCUGCAGAUGGCAUAAGAUCGGUCGUCCGGUCGUUUACUUUUCCCUCGCACAAAAUCAAAUACAAUGGGCAGUCCGCAUAUCGCACCAUCAUCAGCAAGUCUGAAGUUAAUGCUCUUGGCACGAUCCCCCAAGCAUCAACAUUCUGGCAGAAUCUAGGCGGCAGAUAUGUAUUUACGAGCCCGCUUGGGAACGACGAUUUUGAAGUUACAGCACGUAUCUCCCGACCGUCAGAAGGGCAAGAUCACGUCAGUUGGGGUCGGCCCUUUGACUUCAGCACACUCGUCCACGAGUACGAUGAAUUCUGCGAGCCCGUUCGCCAAAUUGUUCGACUGGCAGCAAAGGGGGAUACUCAAGAAUUUGCUCUGUUCUCUGGGCCGCGACUUGAUCGAGUAGUUGCUCUUGAUUCGAUAGCCCUGACCGGAGAUGCUUCUCAUCCCUUGUCAGGAGCAUUUGGAGCGGGAGCCGGAUUUGCCCUCGAGGAUGUGUAUACACUCUCCAAAACCCUUGAGUGGGCUUGGACUCGAGGCGGGGGUAUCAAGGCUGCACUGGAGUUAUACGACCGUAUCAGGUCACCGCAUUAUCAUGACCUAUAUAAUGUCCUGGACUGGUAUGCAGGCAUUGGCAAGGAGAUUGCGGCAGAGGGGCUAUCCGUGGACCAGGAAAUUGAGGCAAAGGUCAGAAGAACAAAGGGCAAUAAAUCGAACUGGAUGUAUUCCUACGACAUCCAGACUGUCGUCGAUAAUGUCCUUGAGGGCUUGAAUAGCAAGGACAACUGAGCGACAAAGUAGGGGCGUUCAGUUCCCCAACAAAUCUUUGCAUACAAAGAUCACGCUGCGUAUUAUCGAUAUCUUACACGUAUAAUAUCUUCAAAUGUUGCAAAGAACAAAAAUUGUUGAGGCUCGUCUUUUCUGUGUCACAAGAACGGUCGCUGUCACGCCCGCAAGUCACAAGGGCUCUGUGGCCGGCUGCACCGGACACGACAGAAAGGCAUUCAAUUGCCACGAUGCAAGGCUGACGGCAUUCAAUUGCCGGGGAUCCUUUAAAGGCAUGGGACAUUAUUAUCCAAGUCCAGCCGGUUUUGAAUGCGGAUCAUCCGGCCCCGAAAAGUGUCAUGCAGUUGAUGGCCGACACGUCUAAUGUGGAGUCAACCACUUAAGCGGAAUCGGCCGAGGUAGACAGAUUAAACCGCGGGUUUAGAUGGAAAUCGGGAGACGAUGCAAGUCAAACAGCAUGAAGAUGUUGGAGUAAGGGAGACAACGUGGCAUAGGAGGUGAGCAAAAGAAUGCGGCGGUGAGGAAAAGGACUGUACGAGACUUGCAUGAAUAAUGCGAGCAAGUGGACUUGGAGCUGACCAUAGCAUUAUGCGCUUCUUUGCGCGAAUAUCGUGUCAAGAUCAAGAGAACAGCUAAAAUAGGUACAUGCAAAUGAUCAACAUAUUGACGAUCUCUAGCUACGGCGUUUGAUACUGUAGAUCUUCCAGAAUGGGGAAACGGACGAUAGUUACUAUGACGUUUCGAGACGUGGCUGGUCAGAGGAGCAUCUUGACAGCCAAGUACUCACCCUGUACCACUCAGUUGGAAGCGGUGAUCUUAGCAGGGUCUCAGUGACACUCUUGCAUCCGGUUGCUGUUGGGGAUUGGAUGGAACAUCCAUUCACGAUGUUUGCUGGGUUGUUGAAUGACGGUGAACAAGUAAGCGCAUGAUGAAGGGAACAGUUCUGUCGGGUCUGUCAGUCUAAUGCAUUCACAAAUACAUCAAUAAAUCCUUCUGACUGUGAGAAUAAGCCACGCCACUUCAGAGGCUCAGUAAUUUACGACGUUCUGAUAUUACAAACUAGGCACGUUGAAUGAGGAGCGUUUUGGGACAACCUGAGUUGGGGUU
This is a messenger RNA of Fusarium verticillioides 7600, 2503 nucleotides long. RefSeq lists its product as hypothetical. Bases 119 to 1399 code for a protein of 426 amino acids. The record is from RefSeq and is a predicted model, not a curated record. NCBI's taxonomy places the organism in Eukaryota, Fungi, Ascomycota, Sordariomycetes, Hypocreales, Nectriaceae. The transcript has 3 exons. Gene Ontology annotation, molecular function: FAD binding. Gene Ontology annotation, biological process: secondary metabolite biosynthetic process.